UGAUUCUCCAGCAGCAGCAGCAGUAGCGGUUUCAUCUCUGUGUUCAAUUGUGUCCGAGCUAUCGUUGCGAAUAGACGUUACUGUUUGCUGAUCGUACGGGUGGUUUUCCGUUUGUUUCCUUUCAAUCGCAAACACUUUUGCUAUUAAUUUCGGCUUUUUAUCGUCAUUAUCGGUGUUAUUAUUGUUAUUAGUAGUUGGUGAGGUGUUUCGUUCAACUUGAACUUUGAAUCGCAGCAUUGUUUCUUUCUGCACGGAAUAACAGAAGUUUUUUUUUUUGUUCGAAUCUGUGUCUCGUAUGAUCCGAUCUUUCAUUCCAUAUUUCCGAGGAAUUGGAUAAUUGAUUAAUGGUGGAGGUUGCCGGAGGAAGAAGACGGAAAAUAUUUCAAGUGCAGUGGAUUUUUACGUCCGAAGGAGAAAAAGCUUUUUAACACAUCAGUUUUCGGGCGUUUGACCAUAAUAUCUCGUUUGCUGAUCAGUUUGGAGGUGUUUGGUGCAGUGGUGAAUCCGAAAUUGUGUGUUUUUCAUUGAGCAAUUCACGGUUCAAUAAUAGAAGUGAGUGUGAGUGGAGAAAAAGAAGAGUGGAUUACCGAAAGAGAAAUUUUGCUGGUGAAGGAAAAAGCGAAGUUGAAACGUAAUCAAAAAGGUGCUGUUUUUUUUGGUCUGUCUGUUUCGGAGGCUUUGUGUGAAGGCCUUUCGAGUGAAUUUUCUGUGUGGAAAGUGUGCAAAAAUUUACACCACUGCUCGAUCGAGGAGGUACUACUCACCGAGAAGCAAGAGAGCGAUCAACGAGCGGUGAAAUACCAGAGCUGUCAAAAUGAAUAAAUCCUGUGCCCGGUGUCAGAAGGUGGUUUAUUCCAUCGAGGAGCUCAAGUGCUUGGAUAAGACAUGGCACAAAACAUGUUUCCGAUGUCACGAGUGCGGUAUGACACUGAACAUGAAAACAUACAAAGGUUUCAACAAACUCCCGUACUGCGAAGCACACAUCCCAAAAGCCAAAGCCACCACCAUCGCCGAAACGCCGGAGCUGAAGCGGAUAGCGGAAAACACCAAGAUUCAGUCCAACGUCAAAUAUCACGCAGACUUUGAGAAGCUGAAAGGAAAAGUCACACAGGUCGCCGACGAUCCCGAAACGCUGCGAAUCAAGCAAAACACGAAAAACAUCUCCAACGUUGCCUACCACGGUGACUUACAGAAGAAAGCUGCCAUGGAAAGACAAAGAGAAUGUACAGAAAUUAUCGAUAGUAAAGACAACAACGAGUUGGAAUCGGAAUACUUUUCCGAGCAAUUGGCAGCGGAAUCGCUGCCCCAUUACCAACCUCCUCCCCCACCACCGGUGGUAGCACCCGUGUCGCACUCACUAUCACAGGCGUCCAUGACCGGGUCGUCAUCGUCGCUGUCGUCAUCGAUUGGUCCUAACGUAACUGCCGCUACCAAUCCGACGGCAGCCGUGUCCCAACAGGCUCAAAUAACCCCGACUUCGACCCUGACGAAGCACAAUCUGAGCAAUUUGAACCAGAAUCAAAACAACUAUCAAUCAUCACAAGCAUACCAAGCGACCAACAACAACUACAGACCGCAGGCCUAUCAGCAGCAGGCUCCUCCUCCGCAACAGCAGCAGCAACAACAGCAGCAGGCCAACCAUUAUCAUCACAAUAGCAAUAGUAGCAGCAAUGGUAGCGACGGAGUGCGUCAAACUGUGCUGCAAAGCUCGCAAACUCCGUCGGGAAGCGUCGUCCAAAAUCAAAAGUACUACGACCCUUAUGACAACUACGCAAGACCAAAUCCGAAUGCGGCAAUGGUAAACAAUAAUAACAACUACAACAGUCAUUACCAUCAUAGCCAGCAGGCCGGCGUUGGUGGAGGUGGCGGUGGUAGUAAUGAAGGAAGCAAUGGUGCUGCACACAAUUAUCACCACUUGCAACAGCAACAGCGGCAGCAGCAACAACAUCAACAUCACCAUGGUCAGCAUCAUCCACAGGCAGAUGCUGUCUAUGGGCAUCCCCAGCAGCAACGAUACAAUGGUCAACAGUACGCACAACAGCAGCAGUACCAAUUCAACAAUGGUAACGUCAACAACGGUGCCGGAAUCGGCAAGAUUGCCGACUACGAUCCACUAACCGAUGGUCCCAGAAACAUCCCGCAACCGAGCCGGCAGAGCGCGACCCUGAUCUACAGCUCCGGAAACUUAACUUCCAACAACAAUCGACGAAUCGGUUCCGUUAACGACAUUGAUCCGGUUAAUGGAUUAUACGGUUCGGUUUCGGAAACCCAGCAGCACCAGCAGCAGCAAAAUGUCAUUUAUCAUCAGCAACUCCUACAGCAACAGCAGCAGCUGUAUCAACAACAACAACAGCAGAGACAAUCGCAGCUUCAACAACAACAACAAGCACAGCAGCAGCAGCAACAACAACAACAAGCACAGCAACAGCAACAACAACAACAACAACAAGCACAGCAACAGCAGCCGACGCAAUACAUUCAACCUCCUCAGCAAUACGGAGCACCUACGUCGACUCCGGCCGCGAAACCGAUGGGAAAAGUGCGCGUCUACCGUGCCUUGUACGACUACGAAGCUCAGGAUAGCGACGAGGUGGGCUUCACCGAGGGAGACCUGAUCAUCGAGGUCAAUUCGAUUGACUCCGGCUGGAUGACCGGACGCGUCGAACGGACCGGACUUACGGGAAUGCUGCCCGCCAACUAUGUUGAACUGGUCAAGAUAUAGGAAGGAAGUCGUAGUCUCGUGCGCAAAUAAAAAAGAUCCCGUUCAUGAAACUUACCAUUAACCGACAGCCCAAACCGAGAUUGAAGGUAAGUGUAAAGUUCUUGAAAAUAUGGCGCGGCAAGGAGAAGGGACACGGAACGAACGAAAAUUACCAAUCUUAGUUUUCUUGUCUAGUGUAAAAAGUAAAACAUCUAAUUUAAAUUACUAUUCAAGCUACUUUACGAGAUACAAUAGCGAUGCGGCAAGAUGCGAUCAGAAACGAAGCAUAUGUUUUUAAUUUUAUUUUUGUUAUUCAUUUGAUAUUUGCGUUAUUUUGCCCAAACAUUUCCAAAUGGAGAGUCAUUCAGCAAAUGGUGCUGAUUCGAGCGUAUAAGUAUACAAAGCAGCUCGUAAGGCAAUCUAGACUAUCUUAGAGCCGACCUGAUUUUUGUAGCAUUUAUUGAAACUGUAAACAUUCGUAGUCUGUAUUUGUAUUCGUACGAAUCAAUAGAAAAGGAAGGUGAAUCGAUACGCGUAUUUGAUCUAUAGGAUAUCCGGAACAGAAAACAUUCGACUGUGUGUAAACUACAGAAGACUUAGUAGUACCGUGCCUUUGUUCAACAACAACUGAGAAACCCCUCUAUCGGAGAAACAACUUUGGAUGCAAUUUUUUACAAACUAGUAAAUAAGCAAAUCGUUUUUUCUAGAAAUCAAAAUUAUUCUAUGAUAAUAAAAAAUUGAGCUUCCGUUUGUUGUAUACAGAUUCUGUGAUAGACGAAUGUGUAUUUGGGAAUGAGCGCCCCUCUUUGUACCGGUUUCUUUCACACCAAUUGGCGUAGGUAGCAUUAACCAGGAAUACAUUCGGAGGACAGUUACGGUUCCGGUGUUUUAAUUUUCAAGUCAAUAAGUGUCAUCCCCAUUACAACAAUAAAAGUGUUUUCCUUGUUACAUAAGCAGCAACAAAAUGAAAAUAAAAUAAAGAAAACUACGUGUUAAGUAUACGUUCCACACAUGCAAGUUUACUACGUACAUUUACACAAUUGAAUAUAUUUUAUGCUUCUAUAAACAAAUUAAUUUAUAACACAAAUUCAAGUCAAUAAACAACACAUAUACAAGUGCUACUGUUAGUAUAAAGCAAAUGAAAUGUUAUAUAACACUAGUAAUAGUGAUGUAUAGAGCAGAAAACGAGCAAAAAUCAAAUUAUAAAGGCAACUGGA
Messenger RNA from Ochlerotatus camptorhynchus, 3918 nucleotides. RefSeq names its product lasp (gene Lasp). Gene Ontology annotation, molecular function: actin filament binding. Gene Ontology annotation, cellular component: focal adhesion. The record is from RefSeq and is a predicted model, not a curated record. The coding region runs from base 815 to 2722 and encodes 635 amino acids. Lineage: Eukaryota; Metazoa; Arthropoda; Insecta; Diptera; Culicidae. The transcript is spliced from 7 exons.